UUUGCCUUCACAUCUCUCAUUUGCCUUUUGACCGUGUUCAAAUUUCAUGGCGAAAUACUACUACUACGUUGCAGCGAUUACGGUAUGGAGUAUGGAAAUUCCGCGUACGCGUUCAAAGUGCCGGUUACGCCUAUGCAAUCAAGCCACGCACAUCUGUAACUCCAUCCCCAUCUCCUUCUUCUCCCCCAAAACUUCCGACUGUUCAAGGUUCAGACCCAAGCACCGCACGCACCACCAAGCCGAUGUCGGAGGCGUCCUCUUCCUCGGCGGCGGCCCCGGCCCCGGCCCCGGCCCCUGCUCCGGCGCUGGAUCCGGAGGCGAUCUCCCUCAUGGCGGAGGAGGCGCCGCCGGAGGAGAUUACGCUGGUCGUGAAGUGGAGCGGGAAGGAGUACACGGUGCGGGCGAUGGGGGACGACACGCUGUUGGAGCUGAAGCGGCGCAUCUGCGAGUACACCGAGGUGCUCCCCAAACGCCAGAAGCUUCUCUACCCCAAGCUCAUACUCAACGACGAGUCCGUCCUCCUCUCCUCCCUUCCCUUCAAGCCCAACGGCAAGCUGACCAUGAUCGGUACCGUUGAAGACGAAAUAUUUGUGGACCGACCAGAUGAUCCAGAGGUACUCGAUGAUUAUGAAUUUUUCAAAGAUGAAGUUACUGCCAUCAAGGACAAUGUUCUCUACAAGCAAAAAGUGAAACGACGUGCAAGCCAGUAUAAGAUCAAGCUGUUGAAUCCAUGCCGCGACGGAAAAAGAUUGCUUGUGUUAGACAUUGACUAUACUCUGUUUGACCAUAGGUCUCCAGCUGAGAAUCCUUUGGAACUCAUGCGUCCAUUUCUCCACGAAUUUCUCGCUGCUGCAUAUGCAGAGUAUGAUAUCAUGAUAUGGUCAGCAACAAAUAUGAAAUGGGUGCAGUUGAAGAUGGAGCAACUUGGAGUUCUUAGCAACCCCAACUACAAGAUCACCGCCCUUCUGGAUCACAUGGCGAUGAUAACCGUGCAUGCUCCUGACAAGAAGGUUUUCGACUGCAAGCCUCUUGGUGUCAUUUGGACUAAGUUCCCUGAGCACUACAACGAAAAGAACACGAUCAUGUUCGAUGACCUCAGAAGGAAUUUCGUCAUGAAUCCGCAGAACGGCCUGGUGAUCAGACCGUUCAAGAAUGCCAGUAAGAACAGAGGCCGUGAUCAAGAGCUGCGGAAGCUUACGCAGUACCUGCUCUCCAUCGCAGAGCUAGAAGAUUUUAGCAAGCUGGAGCACGAUGGUUGGGAGUCCUUCAUGGACGAAACUGGCAAGAGACGCAGGCGCAGGUAGUUCUCUUCAGUAUAGUGAUCUUGGCAGGCAGAAUCUUAGACUCCCUACUUUUUGUUAAGUGCUAUCGACUGCACGCACUAGCGCACUGGAAUGACCAGGAAAACCCUAAUCUCUACUCAAAACAAACUGCAAAAACACCCCGUGCUUAAUCUGCGUUCGACUUUUUGGCAA
Messenger RNA from Hordeum vulgare subsp. vulgare (domesticated barley), 1475 nucleotides. RefSeq names its product ubiquitin-like domain-containing CTD phosphatase. The transcript has 6 exons. Bases 243 to 1304 code for a protein of 353 amino acids. Gene Ontology annotation, cellular component: nucleus. The record is from RefSeq and is a predicted model, not a curated record. NCBI's taxonomy places the organism in Eukaryota, Viridiplantae, Streptophyta, Magnoliopsida, Poales, Poaceae. Gene Ontology annotation, molecular function: protein binding; phosphoprotein phosphatase activity.